UCCAAUCAAUAGAACUGGUUUGUGGUCCAUCGAAAUUGGCAAUUGAAAUGUUGCGUGUGACGCUGCUUACACUGAUCGCACUGCUUGGGCUGACCCAAGCGCUGCCACUCGAUGAUGUGGAGUCGUCAUUGUCACCGGUUGCAAGCGAACUGCCGGAUGGCAGCGGGCGGGUGGUCUUCGAUCAGCGGCAGACGGGCAAGUACAACAUACACGUUAGCAUCAAGGAUGUCGCCAUCAUCGAGGUGGGUCAGAACGAUCUGUCAGAUGGUGCGUACAACGAUGCGGAGGAUUACUACUACGAUGACAGUGCGUUGACCAUCAAACCCAUCAAGUUCUCGACUGAGGCCAUUGGCAGUAGCACCAGCAGCAGCAGCGCCAGUUCCACAGAAGCAGCUGCCACAACAUCCACAGAGCACCACAUCCACAGCACCACCACAGAGUCGCCGACUGCCACUACCUUAAAGGAAUCCACGAUGACAACUGUGGCCCCUUCAUUGAGCAGCUUAAAUGGCAGCUCAGCCUACAGCUCGAAUCUCUUGGCGGAUAUUGCCGCCAGCAGGAUCAGGCCCAAGUCCAGGCUUAACAAUCUCAUGAUUGUGGAGACGCCAAUUGGCGGCGCCCGACCCGCGGCUGUGCCGCACCUGCCACAUCCCAGAUCCAAGGAUAUUCCCAUUAUGGCUGCCGCUGCCGUGACACGACCCUCGCAGCCGCAAGCCAUUGAGUACACGCCCCCGCAAGGCCACAACUCGCCCAUUUUCAAGGUGAAAGUUCAACGAUCUGCAGUGGCGCCCAACAAGAAGCCCGCCGCCCGCUGUCGCUCGCAUCAGACACGAAAUGCCCAGGGCAAAUGUGGCGACUCGAUCUACCGUCGUCUGUACAGCAUGCUGAUGGGUCUCAAUAUACCUGGUCUAGUCGGUGCACCACCCCACGCUGCCGCUACCGCUGUUGAUGCUGCCUAAUGCGAUCAGCCUGAAUCUCUUUUUAAAUUACCAUUUCAAUGUAGUUUACACUGUCAAGCAUAGACGUUAAGUGCCACUAAAUUGUAUCUGCUUGAGCAGA
This is a messenger RNA of Drosophila subobscura, 1059 nucleotides long. RefSeq lists its product as uncharacterized. The record is from RefSeq and is a predicted model, not a curated record. Bases 48 to 959 code for a protein of 303 amino acids. NCBI's taxonomy places the organism in Eukaryota, Metazoa, Arthropoda, Insecta, Diptera, Drosophilidae. The transcript is spliced from 3 exons.